CUCGAAGCUUUUGAAACCAGCCUUGUCCCCCGAGUCUUCCAUUCGCCGGCUUUCCGAGUUUCCCGCCGCCUUCAUCCCCUCUGUUUCCCUUCGCGCAGCCGUCCCGUCGCUACCGUGCAUCACCGUCACCGCCUCCUUCCGGCCAGCAAAGCGUGAGUCUUUGGGUCUUAUAGAACUGUACUUACGUGUAACUGCUAGACUGCGGUCAAAACUUUACUUCUAGAACCAGCUAUAGCCUCUUUGUUUACCUGAUUCUUCACCUCUGGUUGGUGCUUUUCCUUGUUUUAUAUUUUUCGGGCCUAACUUCAUUGUGUAGGCUUGGGGCAGAAACGUUUUAUAAUCUUUCGGAUUGAUAUACUCUUUGUACGUGUGUGUGUGGAUUCAGUUUCUGCUACUAAUUCAAUAGAAUUAGAAAUUCUCUUAUCUGUCUCUGAUUGUUGUUUCUGUUUCGUGUGAUCCAUGAUCUUCUGGUUUCACUAACCAUGUUCCUUUUCGCUGUUAAAGAAAUAUAUUGUUUUCAAAUAUCCAUAUAAAAGUCUGCACAGUGUGCAAUCUCCUGCUUUAACGUUUUGGUAUCUUGAAAAUUUAGGUUAUACAUAUGGGUUCCUCUCGGAAGAAGAUGAGAAAAUCUAGAGACAGUGACGAUGAGCUGGAAGACCAGGACGAUAUGCAGAAUCAAGAUUUAAUGAUGGAAGGACUAGAUAGGGAUUUUGAUGAUGCGGAAGAGGAUGGGGAAGAUGAAGAUAUGGAGAGGCAAGAUGGAGAUGAGGAGGAAGCUGAUGAAGAGCAAGAUGACAUUGAAAGCGAAGAAAUGGGCUCAAGCGAAGAGGAAGGGGUAGGUGAAGAGGCUGGGGAAAUACAAAAUGACUAUCACAAAGAUGAUGAGUUGGAAGAUCUUGAGAAGGAGCGCAAGGACAUCCAAAAUCAAGAACUGGACUUGCUAAAGAACCUGAAACGCCAUAAAGAAGAGGAUGUUCUUAAAGGCCAGGCGGUGAAGAACCAGAAGACUAUCUGGAACAGGGGUCUUGAACUGAGGAUGUUACUUCAGAAAGCAUUCCCGUGCUCAAAUAGGCUUCCAUUGGAACCGGUUCGGUCUACAUUUUGCAACUCUGAGGAAGAAGUGAGAGUAGCUUAUGAUGACCUCAUUUCAUCAUCCAAAAAGACUUUUGAAUCCCUUGUUGAACUGCAAGAGGCUUUACUCGAAAAGAAUCCUUCUGUUUCUCAAUCAUCUAAUGGUAAUAUUGGGAAGCCUGUAAAGAAACAGUUAGAUGACUCCAAGUCCUUGAGUGAUGAAGAUGAAGAAUGGUCUAAAAUUUCACAAAUGCAUACAAGGGUAGCUCCAUUUAGAAAUAAAUCCAUAGACAAGUGGCAGAGGAAGACAGAAGUUACAACUGGGGUAGCAGCUAUUAGAAACAAGUUGCAAGCUUUCAAUCAGAAUAUCAGUGAACAAGUUUCUGCAUAUAUGAGGGAUCCAAGCAGAAUGGUUAAGCAAAUGCAGUUGAGAAAGUCUGAUGUUAACGUCUUUGGGCCUGUUCCGGAGCAAGCAGGCAAUCGUGAUGGCAAGGCUACACUUCCUGAUGGUGAGCUGGCUCCAGAUAAGGCAAGCAGUACUAAUGGCAAGGAAACGCAUCCUGAUGGUGACCCCGAGCUUCUUGAUGAUACUGAGUUUUACAAACAACUACUGAAAGAAUUCUUUGAGGCACUUGACCCAAACUCAAGUGAGAUGGCAUUUUAUGCUGUAAAAAGGGUUCAGACUAAGAAGAGGAAGGAGGUAGAGCGACGUGCCUCAAAGUCCCGCAAGAUCAGGUACAAUGUACACGAAAAGAUAGUCAAUUUCAUGGCUAAACGGCCGGAGGAUAUUCCAGAUAUGGCCCCUAAACUGUUUGAGAAUUUGUUUGGUCUCAAGACCCAGAACCGUUGAAUUAUGGUCGGUUUCUACCGUAUACACCAGAUAUGUACGGGAUGCACAGCUCCAUCGCUUCGAAAAUUUUGAUUCCAUUAGCCCUUGCUCAGAUUAUUCUCUUAUCGACUUAUAUUGCGAAAUUGCAGGGACUGUAACUUGUAAUGUGGCAUGAUCUCUAAAGAUGGCAUAACGUUAUUGUAUAAUUAGGGAACAUGAGACAAUGUUACUAUUCGUUCAAUUUACUUGUUAUGCAUGUUUGGUUUGAUGGGUUGCUUGACGGCGAAUGAGAAUGAAGAGGAGGGUUUCGUGUAUGGUUUGAGUCGUGAGAUUGAGUGACAAAACCCUACAUCUGGGGACAGGAAAAUCUAGUGUUUCCUUGGCGAUACUUUUCUGCUCAUUUCACCCUCUGUUGAUAACAGGAAUCAAUAAGAAAAUGAAUCAAAGAAAAGAAGACAUGGUAACGUGACAGAUCAUACUGAGAAUUCAUGUUAACGAAAGUUAAAACCGCGGCAAAUGCCUGCAGCCUGCCUUUGCCAUACUUGUUCAUCUUUGCUGGAUUCUGUCUCUCCCCUGACAGCAACAAUGGCCUUGCCUCUCAAUAAAAUACUCCAUGAAACGAGUUGAAGGAUAUCCCAUCAGCAGAUUCUCUGCCCUGCUACUGGUUUUGGUUCCCCAAAGUUAUUAAUGGCUCAUGUGUUCAUUAUUCAACGAAGUUGCAAAUUGCGUGAUGCCUCAACUAUUAGCGGUAGUAUAUAUAUUUUUUUCAUAUCUAGUUGUUUUCUCCUUUUCCUUUUGUGAUUUGGCUUGCAAAGGACUUAUAUAUACUUUCAUAUCUAGCCGGUCCUUUGGGAAUAUCUAUCGCAAAAGAAAAACGAUUAGGUGCUUCCUCCACUGUUAGGAAUAGCAGGCACACGAUUGUAUUGGAAGAUUGAAUCUGAUAAGGAAUCAAUGUGGAACGAAGCAUAAAUUCGGGUUAUGGACAACAAUUAUGACGACACUUCAUCAAUCAAAGUACCAAGCCUCGAGAAGUUACGCAGCUUUUUUUCUUGUUUUAGUUUAACGAGUUCUUUCGGUCGAGAUGAUAUGUUGUGGAGGCCGAGAUCUUGCUUUGUUUAGAUGCUAGAUCUGUUAACUAGAUUUUUGUAAUAGAAUUCGCUACACUAUAGACGUUGAAGGGCUAAAUUUCAAAAUAUAGCAAUACAUUUAUUCUUAACAUAUGAAUUAAACCGGUAAUAGAUAUGGUUAUUGGAAUAACGUAAUGUUACCGACCUGGCGAAAAUACAACAAACUCAAUCAUUAGCUUUUGAACAUAGACCCAACAGAAAUGUCCUAGGCAUGGCGGAUAUAGGCAUUAAUAAAUUGAUAAAUGCUAAGUUAAGAUAAUCCAAAAUACAUACAACACUAUUAUUGUGGAAGAGAACUAUCCAAGUUGACCUCAUUAUGAUCGCUUGAUUGUUUAUGUUUAUAUACAAUAUUAUUGUACAAAAGAGGCAGAGCACUACUAUAAUAAAUGGUGUGAGGCCUAAAACUAGGAUGACCACAAAAUAAGAUGAUAAUCCUAACAACAAAUUGUAAUGGAAGAAAAUUCUCUCUAUUGUAAGAAUGAGUAAUUAGCUAAACUCGUACUCUAUCCUAUUGUUAUAUUUCAAAGUGAAUAUUACCCUAAUGAAUUAGCAACCAUCAUCACCAGAAAUUGAUGGGGUACAGAAGUAUACCCUCGAACCGGUUCAAGUCAUUUUGUUUGUGAAUGUGAUUCUUGCAUCAUGCAAAAAGAAUUGGGUAAAUACACAUUUUGUUAUUGAAAUUACUAAAUCGUAUCAUGUUUAGUCACUAGAAAAAUUUAAUAACAAUUUUGGUUACUAGAAUUACUGAAACUGGUCAUAUUUAGUCACUCUCCCGUGAAGUUGGACGGAAACUAACGGGAGAGUGACUAAAUGUGACAUGUUUCAGUAAUUCGAGUGACUAAAUGUGACAUGUUUCAAUAAUUCGAGUGUCCGGAGUUGGACAGGAGCUACAAAAGAGUGACUAUAUGUGACAUGUUUCAAUAAUUCGUGUGACCAAAAUUUAUAAUAAAUUUUUUCUAGUGAUUAAAUAUGAUACUAUUUAGUAAUCUCGGUCACCAAAUGUGGCAUUUACCUAAAAAAAAUUCCAGACUAAUUGAGAAAAAUAAAAAUAAAAAAACUUUUAUUUUUAUUUAUUGAAAAGGCCAAAUGUGACCCUACAAUACAAAAAAAAAUGCCAGCAAGGCAGUGCCUCCGUGUACGGUGUACACCAACUACUUCUCUCUCUUUCUCUUUUCAAAAGGAGAGGAUCACACCGUUUGCCAGCUCACUCCGUCCCGUUUCCCUCUCACGACGUCAUCGCUGACGCCGACGACGGACGGUGACCUGACUGACGCCUUCGGCCUUUCUCAAUCCGAGUGAGUUACAUAAAUAUUCUCUCCGUUACCGUCUAUAUCUUACGUUAUCUUGAAAAGCCCAAACACGGCUAGGCCCAAUGUCUGGCCCAAUUUCUCUCUCUCUCUCCCCUUCUUUUUCUCAAAAGGAAAAUCUUUUCGCUUCCUCCAUUUCUCUCCGUCUUCCUCUCUCUCUCUCUCUCUCUCUCUCUCUCUCUCAUAAGUCUCCUCUUCCAGCUGCUUGCUCGAAGGUUUCUCUCACUAGAAUUCAUGUCGGUAUGUUAGCUUCUUCUCUUUCUCUGCCUCUGUUUUUUUUUUUUUUGCUUGCCUGUAUUACUACUCUAUUCGCGCUGUAAAGUUCCUAACUUUUUUUGGGACCCUUUUGAGCUUUUUUCUUCCUAGUUUGCUUAUGAUUUCCAAUUGAUUCGAACUGGAUAUUUAUUUUGACGCUAUUUUGGCAUCUGCUGCUGAUGUGCAAUGAAAGCUUUUAUAUUGGGCUUUGCUGUUUGGCUGCUGAAUUAUGUGAAUUCGAUCCUCGGGGGUGGCUUAUUGUUUCUGCUUCUGGGUGGUGUGCUGCCGAUCAGUUUUGUUUACUUGAAUUUCGGGAAUAUUCGUGGUUUCCCCUUUCUUUCGAUGUUUAUUUGCUUUUUUUUUUUUUUCAAAAUGGUGAAGGAACUGCUCAUCUGAUUCGAUUUGGACUUGGAGAAUCCUGGGCUUCCGAUUUUUCAUUGCUUCAGCUUUCCAAUUCAGCUACCAAUUUUUUUUCUUUUUUGCAUUUGAUUGCUUCUUUCGUGUCGGCUUCUCCAAUCCUAGCUCAAGGGCUCUGAUUUUUAGUUUCUGUAGUUUGCAAGGUGGGGCAGGAACUGUUCGUUCUAUUUGUUUGUUUUGCCUUCCUUGCUAGACUUGGAGCACAGAAAGUCAGGUGUGAGAAAUGGGAAAGUUUGAGAGUGAGGUGAAGUUGCUGUCUCGAUUAUACAUAUUGAUUCAAUGUUGAGCUUUGUUAAUUGAGUUAGCUAAUGUAGUUCUGAAGAUAUGGCCUUCUCUAGUUUAGUUACCGUGAACCUUUAGUUUUGAAGAAGAACUGCAUGACUUUGCAUAACAUGUAACUUCUAGAUGUUUUUAGUCAUCUACAUGAUGUGGUUUUGGGUUAGUUUGGUAUCCCGUUUGAUAAACAUUCUUAUGGCUCCAGAAGCUCAAUCUCUAUGUUAAAAGAAAGAAAAACCAUGUCAACUUUUGUUUUUUCUUCAUUACGUUGUUUGAAUGCUUCUGUGCUUUCGUAAACUUUAUGAGUCUCUUGGUGGGAGUUUCUUACUUUUUUUAUGUCUUUCUAACAGGACGGAGGUAGGCCAUUGCCGAAAUUCGGGGAAUGGGAUGUUAAUGAUCCUGCUUCAGCCGAGGGAUUUACUGUGAUCUUUAACAAGGCUAGGGAUGAGAAGAAAACCGGUGGGAAACCCGAUUCGCCAGGAGGAAAGGGCGAUUCUCAUACUAAGGCUCCAAUGGAGCAUGGAAAGCCUCCUGGUGUAAGUAGUUUGAUUUUUCCUCCUGCCCCAUGUCUGUCUCCUAUACUUUUAUCCUAGCAAUAGAUACUACCAAAGUGC
This is a messenger RNA of Linum trigynum, 5896 nucleotides long. The record is from the annotation of a GenBank genome assembly. Lineage: Eukaryota; Viridiplantae; Streptophyta; Magnoliopsida; Malpighiales; Linaceae.